Messenger RNA from Maniola jurtina (meadow brown), 1270 nucleotides. RefSeq names its product ER membrane protein complex subunit 2-like. The transcript is spliced from 7 exons. Bases 179 to 1015 code for a protein of 278 amino acids. Gene Ontology annotation, cellular component: EMC complex. Gene Ontology annotation, molecular function: protein binding. Lineage: Eukaryota; Metazoa; Arthropoda; Insecta; Lepidoptera; Nymphalidae. Gene Ontology annotation, biological process: protein folding in endoplasmic reticulum. The record is from RefSeq and is a predicted model, not a curated record.
AGUGACAGUCAACAGCAAGAAAAAAAGUAAAAACCCCAAAAUUCUAAUUUUUUUUACUCAAAACAAAAUAAUAAAAUAUUAUCCCUUAUCCAUAUAAAAUAAAAUACUAAUUACAAAUUAUAAUUUGAUUAAUUCAUUUCCUUUCAACACCUAUUUCACAAAUUAACACAGUGUAAUAAUGUCGUAUAAUAGUUACGAAGACCUGAGCCGAAACGAAAUAAUUGAUUUGCUACGACAAUGGCGUGAAAACAACGAAAGGAAGGGCGAAGAAGUUUUAACCUUAUUUGACACAAUCAUUCCAGUAUUUAAGAAAUUAGGCAGCGAGAAGUAUGUAAUACUGGAGCAAGUGAUAUAUGCGGCUCUGGACUGCCACUACUAUGAGACGGCCAUGUGGUGGAUCAUGCUGCUCAACAUGGAGUUCCCGGGCAGUCUGCGCGUCAUGCGCUACAAAGCUGCCUGCUUGGAGGCUGAGGAGAAAUACGACGAAGCGCUAGAGCUGCUGGAUAAUAUAAUAAAGUCAGAUGAGACGAAUGCGGCCGCUCGCAAACGGCGCGUCUGUAUUCUGAAGGCACAGGGACUCAUUACUGACGCUAUCAAAGAGCUGGUGGAUUAUUUGAAGAAGUUUAUGUCAGAUAUGGAGGCUUGGCAAGAGUUAUCGGAGCUGUACCUGCAGGUGCAGGAGUACUCCAAGGCCGCCUUCUGCGCCGAAGAGCUGAUCCUGCACCAGCCUCACAACCAUCUCAUGCACCAGCGCCUUGCUGACAUACGCUACACUAUGGGUGGAAUAGAAAACCUGGAGUUAGCAAAAUCAUAUUACUGCCAAGCAUUGAAACUCAAUCCAGACAAUACAAGAGCGACGCUUGGUUUGUUUUUGGUAACAAACGCGCUGGUGGGCCAGUACAAGAGCUCGGGCGGUGCGAAGCGCGCGGACGCGUGGCGUCUCUCGCAGUGGGCGCAGCGCGGCGCGGCGCCCGACCUCUCCGCCGCCAUGCAGCACCUCGCCAUCACUGACUGAAACUGACUGAACACUAUAGCUCGCGACAGGUCGACAUAGCAAUCGGUCCCCCCUGACUUACCCGAUUGCCAUGUCGACAGACGAGGGAUCCUCGGGUUUUUGUCCAUCAAAAUAAAUGGCUUACAACUGCACCAUCUGCACAGGUCUUAGGGACCGUAAACGGAUAUUUAUUAUGUUAUUGGGUUAUAUUAUUGUAUUAGUUAAUUUUACAUUCUAAGUAAUAAGUAUAUGGUUACAAUAAAAUAUUUAAGAAAA